Molecule: messenger RNA, 1886 nt
Organism: Misgurnus anguillicaudatus (oriental weatherfish)
Lineage: Eukaryota; Metazoa; Chordata; Actinopteri; Cypriniformes; Cobitidae
Gene: en2b
Product: engrailed homeobox 2b
Biological process (GO): regulation of transcription by RNA polymerase II; multicellular organism development; neuron differentiation
Cellular component (GO): nucleus
Molecular function (GO): DNA-binding transcription factor activity, RNA polymerase II-specific; RNA polymerase II cis-regulatory region sequence-specific DNA binding
Source: RefSeq, a predicted model, not a curated record
CCAGAGCCAGUUUGCACUCCUUAUUUACUAGAGCAGGUCGGUAGCUUUGCUACUGGUGAAUAUUUGCAAGCCUGUUAAAGUAGACAUAAAAACAAUUACAAGGCUCACACUGUGGAAUUAAUUUGUAUAAUUAUGUUUUUUCUUUCUGCGUGGCGCUUUCGUCGUUAACCAACAAAAGAAAAAUGAUUUUUUGUUUACUGUUUUCAUAGUGUUUCACUUUUCUGGAAAGGACGGUAUAUAAGGAAAUAUACUACAAAAGCUGGAACUCAACCAUACGUGUGUGUGAGAGAAAGAAGGGUUAAAAAAACAUUUGGAGAGUUUCACUAUGGAAGAAAAUGAUCACAGCAACAGAGAUGUGGAGCGUCAAGAUUCCGGCGAUGAGUCCAAUAGGGCUAUUUUACCCCUGUUACAGGCUCCUGGAAACAUACUGCCGCACAGAAUAACCAACUUUUACAUCGACAACAUUUUGAGACCAGACUUUGGCCGCAGAAAAGAAGGACCCAGGCGUGAUGAAAUUAACAUAGUUGAGAGAGAGAAUCGUUGCCCUUCGGGUCCCGGUUUAGGGCAGGUGGAAGCUCCAGUGUCAGGGGAAGGAUCCUCGAGUCCUCACACAGUAAGCGCCUCUAAAAAAACUGAUAUAACCACAGACGCACCUUUGAAUGCCCGUGCAGAGACUGGAGAUCAGUGCUUAAGCUCAGAUUCGGAUUGCUCGCAAAGUAACGGUGUGUCGGCGAACAAGCAAAUGCUGUGGCCAGCCUGGGUAUACUGCACACGAUAUUCCGACAGGCCAUCAUCAGGACCAAGAUCUCGCAAACCAAAGAAGAAAAAUCCAAGUAAAGACGACAAGCGGCCAAGAACAGCUUUCACAGCCGAGCAACUUCAGAGACUCAAGACUGAAUUUCAGAAUAACCGGUACCUGACAGAGCAAAGGAGGCAGGCUUUGGCCCAGGAACUUGGCCUUAACGAGUCUCAAAUCAAAAUCUGGUUUCAGAACAAAAGAGCAAAGAUUAAAAAAGCUUCGGGAAAUAAAAACACACUUGCAUUACACCUGAUGGCACAGGGACUCUACAAUCACGCCACAUCAGGAAAGGAGGACAAAUCCGACAGCGAUUAACAUGAAAAGAGGACAUCUAAAAUGCAAUAAUUUAAAAAGGGCCAGUGUACAAAAUACCAGCAUUAAACGGAUGAAACUUUAUGUGUGACAUGUGACUUUGCAAUAUUAUAUGUAUAUAUUCUUUAUGUGUACGGUGGUGUAAAACUUUUUAAUUAAUAUCACUGCUGUACACUGACACUUCAGAGAGUCUGCGAGGAAAAGGACGCUUCUUUAUUUAAAAAGCGAUUUGAUUGAAACUUGACGUUGAGCCACAUGUGACCGGUUUAAUCCAUGCUGAAGUCCAAAGAUUUUACUGCUGCAUUCAGGCAACUGUGAUUUAAAUAAUAAAUAGUCAAAUGUUUUAUCAUAUUUCAAUGUUUGUUUAUUUCCAAGCCUUAUGUUAUUACUCUGGAUGAACGUUUGACUUGAAUUUUGUUACGGAGACAUGGUAUUUAAGAAGACAACAUUAAUUAUAUCAUGCUUAAAAUAAUUCAGUAUAUUGUAUUUAAAGAUGGUCUAUGAAAACAUUAUUCGUCAAUGAUGAUACACAUAUAGAUACAAAUGUCUUAACAUUUUCAGAAAUUAGACAUCUGAAUACAUAUGGCAGUAAACCCUCGAAUUACAAAUUUCCAGUUGUAAUGCAAACACAUUACCUUAUUUGUUGUCGGAUGAACUUAGCUGGGAAUGUACAAUAAAAUGUUAAUCUUUUUCAAACAGAUUUCUGGCAAAGUUUUUACGAAAGCAUUUGAUGUUUUUUUUUUGGUGUUAUGUUUUUAUUUAUUUUCGUGCCUUG